Paramecium sonneborni is the source of this 558-nucleotide messenger RNA. NCBI's taxonomy places the organism in Eukaryota, Ciliophora, Oligohymenophorea, Peniculida, Parameciidae. The record is from the annotation of a GenBank genome assembly.
AUGAAUAGUCCUUUUAUUAAAGAGAAGUCAAAUGAUUUGGACUAGCUGAAGAAGGCAGUUUCAGAUUAGAUGAAUGAUUAAUUCAUAGAGACUAUUUUCAAUGUGCAAAAAUAGAAUGAGGAAUAAGAACCAUAGAAAGAGUAAAAGUAACGAGUGAGAUAUACAGAGAAAUUAUCGAGAAUAUAUUAUUUGUAUUUGAAGUUGAUAAUGGGUCGAGAAUUGAAUGAUGAUGAAGAUGAAGAGUUUUUAGAAUAUAUGGAUCAUAGAUCAACUGAAAAAGGUAGAAUAUUAAAAAUGAAGAAAAGUUUUGAAUAUGUAGAUGAAUUUGAUUAUCAUAUGGGUGAUGUUAUUUUAAGGUUAUUUAUUUUGAUUAUGUAAUUAUAGUUUUCCAAAUCCUGAUUCAGAUGAGGUAGAAUGUGUAUAAUAAAUGUCUCCAAUGGAAGCAAUUACUUUAUGUAUGAAUAGUUUCAAUCUCAAAAAUAGUGGAACUGACUUUGAAGUCAUUGAUAAUUUAGUGUUUUUAAAAGCAAUUGAGGCUAGUUUAUUUAUGCUAGCUUA